Molecule: messenger RNA, 1368 nt
Organism: Danaus chrysippus (African queen)
Lineage: Eukaryota; Metazoa; Arthropoda; Insecta; Lepidoptera; Nymphalidae
Source: the annotation of a GenBank genome assembly
AUGGAGGAGUUUCUCCGUAUGAACGAGACCGCGGAACAGUUCUACACUCGCUGCACGAACCUGAGCGUGUUUGACUGCAGUGAGGAGGAGAUGCUCUGGUGGGUGAUGGGUCCUCGCAGGUUCCCUCUGUCGAGGAUAGUCCCCAUCAGCCUGUUCCUGUUGGUGAUCUUCGUGACGGGGAUCGUGGGGAACGUGGCCGUGUGUGUGGUCAUCGUGAGGAACCCAUCCAUGCACACGGACACCAACUACUACCUCUUCAGCCUGGCUCUGUCUGACCUACUGUUACUCUUGUUUGGUCUUCCUAACGACCUGUCAGUGUACUGGCACCAGUAUCCAUACAGUCUCGGCGUGGUCUUCUGUAAGCUGAGGGCUCUCAUCUCUGAAGCAGCAUCGUACGUGUCUGUGUUGACUAUAGUAGCGUUCACUCUCGAACGCUACCUGGCCAUCUGUCAUCCCUUACACAUAUACGCUGUGGCCGGUCUGCGGCGAGCCUUACGGAUAGUACUCUCUCUGUGGGUGUUGUCUCUGUUGGCUGCAUCACCCUUCGCUCAUUAUACUACAGUCAAUUAUCAUCAAUAUCCACCGACAUCAGGAAAUGCUUCAUUGGAGUCAGCAUUCUGUGCUAUGCUUGAACUACCAUCCUGGUACAUCUGCGAGCUCAGUAGCUUCUUCUUCUUCCUUCUCCCUGGACUUGUCAUACUCUGCCUCUACAUCAGAAUGGGAUUACGGAUCAGGUAUGUUCUGGGUUCAACCCACACCCACACUCCUGGUAGUCCCGGGACUCUGAACGGAGUUAACGGCAGUGUUCACGGAGAGGCGCGCCAGGCUCAGUCCGGAAAGAACAUCAUACGGAUGCUGGCCGCCGUGGUGAUCGCGUUCUUCGUGUGCUGGGCUCCCUUCCACUUCCAGAGACUGUUCUUCAUCUAUGGCAGCGGCGUCAGUUACUACAACGCCAUCAACGAGUACCUCUUCCUCGCAGCCGGCGUCUUCUAUUACAUCUCCGCCACUGUCAACCCCAUCCUGUACAAUAUUAUGAGUCACAGGUACAGAAUAGCUUUCAAGGAAACUCUUUGCUGCCGGAAGGUCCACAGAAAGAAGAGCAGAUAUCGUGACCAUUCAAGCAUCAGAGAGACCACCGUGAACCACACCUCGGAUGGAUCACACCUGGUGAGGGUCCGGUCGAGGAGUCACGAGCACAGGUCCAGGAGUGACCCUCGGACAAGGAGCAGUCUCAGCUCUGACAGCAACAACAGGUACAGUGAACGAUGGAAGGACUUCAACAGACGACAGAAUGGACACUGGAAGAAGAACAACCAGGAGGCGAGCGAGUUGAUGAUGAAGGAUUAUAAAUGUGACUGUGAAUUAUAA